Messenger RNA from Ectocarpus siliculosus, 1460 nucleotides. The record is from the annotation of a GenBank genome assembly. Lineage: Eukaryota; Phaeophyceae; Ectocarpales; Ectocarpaceae.
AUGGCCAGGUCUACCACCGCAGCUGAAACGGACUGCUUCACCUACAGCGACGGCGAAGGUGACGGCUUCGCCUCUUCGACACCAGCAAAGAACGCCAUCGAGAACUCCGAUGUACUCAUACCGAACGACGAUGCCCCUGCUUCUCCCGAAGUUGUGGUGCCGGUCACGGCUGUUGCACCGCGUUAUGGCGCCGAGGGUGGUGUCGUCCAAACGCCAUCGUACAAGCAACAGGAACCACGCCGACCUUCGCACGUUGUCGGUGGAAUCGUUGCUUCUGUCGCAGGAACCAGCAGCAUCAAGUAUGGCAAAGACAACGACGAUGGUGAAGCGGUUUUCGGUGACGAUGUGGCAACCGGAUAUGAAGACGACGAACACGACAAUGACACCCCGGCGGCGGACGACGUGGGGAAUUUGAACACAAUGGUGACACACACCAGGUCCGGAGGAAACGCGUCACCGGGGCAUUCGUGGGAUACAGCGAGUGUGUCUGUCCCAAAAUCCCAAGGUGGGGGGAAAAAUAGUCGAGAAGAAGAUUUUCUCGGAGAACGACGAAGCAGACGCGAAGGCAGAAGAAGGCGAAACGCUGAUCUUCUGGUCGACGCCUGCACCGCCUCCUCGUCCCCGACUCGAGAUGACUCCCAGCCUUUCGGCAGAGAGCGAAGCGGCGGUGAGCGCCUCUGGUCGAGCCUCGCCUUGUCGACCAGCAGUUUUGAAGCAUCGCCGCUGAAGGGGGAGUCUAUCCCGGCUCUGGCGCUAUCCGCGAGAAGCGAUUGCUCCACGGCGCGUCGUCUCGGCGAUGAUGGCGGCGCCGGUGAUGACUUCCUUCUGGCGGAUGGCGCGGAGGUGCCGGCUAUCAGCAAACCAUCCUCUUCCAUUUCUGUCGGUGUUGGUGACGAUGUCCCGAAACCUUUCUUGGCGUGGUUGGACGAGGGCCCACGAUACUCUCACCCAGACGACGACCCUGGGGCUGCGGGAGGGCACGACAGACUACCCUUAUUCUGCCCUGACAUCGAUCGGCGAGCAACGGGAAGUGCCGAUGUCCAGAAGAGCCACCACCCAAGGGCGCCGCGGACUUUUGCGGCUCACGGUGUCGGCGUACUCCGUGGCCAACACCACGAAGACAGAACACAUGAAGUCAUCGGAGCAGCGAGCAUCGAAGACUGGAGUUCGCGAGAGCUCGAGGAGGAACUACGCCGAAUUCGGGGAGCGGUAGAGAGUCGAGUGAGAUAUCUACGCUCCAUCAUGCAGCAGCCUGGAUCCGGAGCGACUUGAUUGCUCUUCUUCAUGUGACAUGGCGACAAGUCUGGUCGGACCCCAUCGACAGACGAAAGGAGCAUUUCCGGUCGAUCCAGCAACAGCAGCAACAAGUCAUGCCUGGUUUGGUUCCGCGAACACCAGUCAUUUUCUAUUCCGAUUUGGUAGGAAGUUGUGAACUUGUGUGCGUUAGCUUGUACGGCAGC